CGUCAUACAGGUAGAUUGUAAUUUACCUGCAGCAGGUGUGAGCUGUCAGAACCCCCCUCGGAGCCGUGUCGAACAGGUUUUGCUGCUGAAAAACCAAAUUGGAGGCAGUUAUGGCAAAAGAAAAGGGAGACCCGACCAUUAUGAGCAUGUUGGUUUUUGGAAACGUCCUUAUUGCGCUUUGUGGAAUAACAUUGUUUGCUGUAACAAUAUGGGUCGUCACUGAUGGGUACGAUCUCUAUCCUAUCAUGAGUGUAUCCGGAAAGGAUGACGUCUUCGCUGGAGCCUGGAUUGCCAUUUUCACUGGAUUUGCUUUCUUCUGCACAGCAAUCUAUGGGAUUUUUGCUGUCCUUAAGCAAAGCCGCAGCAUGAUGCUACUGUAUCUGAUAGUGAUGGUGAUCAUCUACAUCUUUGAGAGUGCCUCCGCUAUCACUUCGUACACCCACAGAGAUUAUCUGGUCUCCAACAGCAACUUUAUUAAGAAGCAAAUGCUGCAGUAUUACGCGGAUGACAGUGAUCCUGGCCGCCAGAUCACCACUGUGUGGAAUCGAGUCAUGUUUGAUUUUAAUUGCUGUGGUACUGACAGUGCUCUUGACUGGAAUGAUUAUACCUCAGCCUUCAAGAACAAAUUCAGAGACUCCUUAACCUGGCCUCUGAACUGCUGUAAACGCAAGCGCAAUUAUGAAGUGAUCAGCCUGGAUGCUUGCAAGAUUGGAAACCUGGACUACAUGAAUGGAAACGGUUGCUUUCCUCACAUCAGUUUCGUCUUUAGUAGGUACGCCUGGGCUGUUUCAUGGUUUGGCUUGGCUAUCCUCAUGUUUACGGCUCUGGUGCUGCUGUUGGCUAUGGUGUACUAUGUCAAGCUUUAAGACCCAUGAUCUCAAUCUGCUCCACCUCUCUGUUCCAGUCCAAGAUUUUGU
Polyodon spathula (Mississippi paddlefish) is the source of this 917-nucleotide messenger RNA. RefSeq names its product uroplakin-1a-like. Lineage: Eukaryota; Metazoa; Chordata; Actinopteri; Acipenseriformes; Polyodontidae. Gene Ontology annotation, cellular component: membrane. The transcript is spliced from 8 exons. The record is from RefSeq and is a predicted model, not a curated record. The coding region runs from base 111 to 866 and encodes 251 amino acids.